This is a messenger RNA of Carassius gibelio (silver crucian carp), 1497 nucleotides long. Its product is annotated as ADP-ribosylation factor-like protein 3. Lineage: Eukaryota; Metazoa; Chordata; Actinopteri; Cypriniformes; Cyprinidae. Gene Ontology annotation, biological process: cilium assembly. Gene Ontology annotation, molecular function: GTPase activity; GTP binding. The coding region runs from base 360 to 923 and encodes 187 amino acids. Gene Ontology annotation, cellular component: cytoplasm; microtubule cytoskeleton. The record is from RefSeq and is a predicted model, not a curated record. The transcript is spliced from 7 exons.
UUUGUUUUACUUGGUUUAGAAAACAACAAGUGAGAUGUCAGGGACAAUCAAGCUUAGAGGAAAGGGGAAAGACAACCUGGUGAAGACUAGAAGAGAGCACAUAUAGAGAAAGAGAGAGAGAGUCUCAGAGACCUGUCCUGAAGCAGGUGGUGGUUAAGGAUAAUCCAGGCCAGGCACAAAUUGAAGGAAAUGUACUGCUCCCUGUGAAGUAAAGACUAAGUAUUUUGACCGAAGAGGAUCCAAGAAACAGUGGACGAUAAAGAAAAACAAACCCUUACUCUGAUAUAUCCCACAUAGAAUGUAGCUGCGCCUUUGUAUCUCUCUCCACGUCCUCUUCCUACGACAAGAUUCACAGCACUAUGGGAGAAGUCCAAAAGGGUUUGUUUUCAGUCAUUGAGAAGCUAAAAGGCACUACAGAGCAAGAGCUGCGGAUAGUGCUACUUGGUCUUGAUAAUGCUGGAAAAACCACUUUGUUAAAACAACUCGCCUCGGAAGAUGUGAACACCAUCACUCCAACUCAGGGAUUCAACAUUAAAAGCGUGACCUGUGAUAGCAUGAAGCUGAAUGUGUGGGACAUUGGAGGACAGAGGAAGAUUCGACCAUUUUGGAAAAAGUACCUGGAGAACACAGAUUUAUUGAUUUAUGUGAUUGACAGCGCAGACAAAAAGAGAUUUGAGGAAACAGGACUGGAGCUCUCAGAGCUCAUCGAUGAGGAGAACCUCAAGGGUGUGCCAUUGCUCAUCUUUGCCAAUAAACAAGACCUGGCCACAGCCUCUCCGGCCAGUGAGAUCGCCGAGGGCCUCAACCUGCACACGUACCGGGACAGAGAGUGGCAGAUCCAGGCCUGUUCCGCCGUAUCUGGGGAGGGUGUACAGGAUGGCAUGAACUGGAUCAGUAACAAUAUUGUAAAUAAGAAAAAAUGAAUAUGCUCUCUCCCAAGUGUUAUUUUGUACAAUUUUUGUGAUUCUUCUGUUAAUGUAAACCAAGUAUAACAUAUUUACUUCAGAAAACUCUUUUUGUAAUUAUAUUAAUGAAAAUUUGGAGGGACUGGCAUGAAAACAACAAAAUAGAUCAUUUUCCCCUCUCUUAUCUUUUAUGCUCUUGCUGAGAGUUUUUGUUGCUCUCUGACAGAACAAGCUUUCUUUCAAAUCUGAAAAUCAUGUUUUCACUAUCAUGUUUUUGAGAAAUAUGACAUACCAGAGCAUAAAUAAUGCACACAAGUAAGAUUUGCAGCCUAAAAUGAGGAAGAGGCAUCCGUACGUCAAUCACUAAUAUAUAGUCUUCUUAAGCUGUUUUGAUCCACACCGGAGAAAUAUUUUAAACAGAGCAAAACUCUUGUACUUUGUGUAAAAUGAAUUUUUCCUUUUUUUUUUCAUUUUUCCUUUUUUUGUCUCAUUACGAAUGUAUUUGGUAGUUUCAAUGAAUAUCUUGUGUGGACAUCUUGUGUAUGAUUAUGUGAAAUCAAAUUGUGAAAUUAAAUUUUCUCUAGUUGUUUAA